UACGUCAUAAAGUGUUCUACGUCAUAAAGCGAACAUUCGGCUAAGAAUCACUGACGCCUCCUCACUUCUCAUUUCACUCCGUGAUCGCACAGUAAUUACUACACACGACGCUACAAACACACGGUGAAGUCAUGUCACGAAGAAGCUCUCGUUUGGAAUCUGCCGGAUACUACGACAAUGACAGGAGACCAUUAAUUGUUUAUAGGGAGACCACACACAGAAUUUUCAAGACACGCAAGGCCAAUUUUCGAGCCAGACAGAUCCCCAACGUCACAGACAGCAACAAUAAUGGAAACAACAGCAAUGACCACAUCAUGUUCAGCUGGAAGAUUUUUGGCUUCCUCUUCCUCUUACUCCCUCUGUGUUUUGGAUGUGGCUACCUGGUUUCGAGUUGGAGCAGCAAUGAUUCGAAGCAACUGAGAGAGCUGCAGGACCAACUGCUGAAGUUGAAGACCAACAAUUUGCCCAACUUAGCUCUCGAGACUAAAGGAGCCAGAAUUGUACGCCACCGGACUUCUGAACCAUACCAGACACCAGAACCAGUGAUGGGAUUUUUAGGGAUACCUAUCUAUAAACGACCUGUCAGCCCAACGAUCGUUAUACAGGGACACUCAGAUCUUACUCCAGGACAGUGCUGGGCUUUCUCAGGUGGGCUAGGAUAUUUAUUCAUUGCCCUGCCCCACCCAUUCACCAUCAGCCAUGUGACACUGAGUCACAUUUCCAAGAACGUUUCCCCAACUGGCUCCAUUUCCAGUGCCCCAAAAGAGUUUUCUGUCUAUGGGCUGAAUGAGGUAGAUGAAGAGACCGGAGUCUAUCUUGGGAGCUUUCUUUACGAUCAGGAUGGAGACUCAGUACAGACUUUCAAAGUACCUUGUUUUUGGACCACCCAACUAACUCACUCAUUGCUAAUUUCUCUUGUUUCUCAGGAUUCUGGUGUCUUCAAGUUUGUGAAACUGAUUGUCAAAAGCAACUGGGGCAAUCGUGAUUACACCUGUUUGUACGACUUCAGAGUCCACGGAAAUCUGGCAGAUUGUGGUCAUUAGAGGGGUAAGUGUCUGUGAAGGUGAAUCAGGAUCCAAACAUUUGUGAAUAAAUAGG
This is a messenger RNA of Larimichthys crocea (large yellow croaker), 1098 nucleotides long. RefSeq names its product SUN domain-containing protein 1. The coding region runs from base 132 to 1043 and encodes 303 amino acids. The transcript is spliced from 8 exons. Gene Ontology annotation, cellular component: nuclear envelope; meiotic nuclear membrane microtubule tethering complex. Gene Ontology annotation, molecular function: protein-membrane adaptor activity. The record is from RefSeq and is a predicted model, not a curated record. Lineage: Eukaryota; Metazoa; Chordata; Actinopteri; Sciaenidae.